UCACGCCUUAGUUGCUGUUCCAAUCAAGCCGCCUGCGUCUUCCUGCCCCCCAAUCUCGAGUGUGCCCACGUCUCAGAAGCAGCAAGCGCACUCUGAAGCAUUAGCCUCCACUGCCCGCGCCGCCGACUUCAUCACUGAGGAUCACCAGCUUACUUGAAUGAUGGGGGAGCUGGUGACUGAGAAACAUGUUCAGUAUAUUUUAGCUGCUGAAAAGAGGAAAGAUGACUUUGAGUCUGUGGUGAUGGAGCAUCUAAGAAUGAAUGGGGCAUAUUGGGGACUGACUACCCUUGAUCUGCUCGGCAAGCUAGACACUGUGGAUGUCAAUGAGGUUGUUUCAUGGGUCAUGAGUUGUCAGCAUGAAUCAGGGGGAUUUAGUGGUAACAUUGGACAUGACCCACACAUUCUGUAUACGUUAAGUGCUGUUCAGGUUUUGGCUCUCUUUAACAAGCUUGACAUUAUUGAUGUGGAUAAGGUGACAAAAUAUAUUGUUAACCUGCAAAAUGAAGAUGGAUCCUUUUCCGGGGAUAUUUGGGGUGAAGUUGAUACACGGUUCUCAUAUAUUGCCAUAUCUUGUCUAUCAAUAUUACAUCGUUUGGAUAAAAUUAAUGUGGAGAAGGCCGUGAGGUACAUUUUAAGCUGCAAAAAUAUGGAUGGUGGCUUUGGUUGCACACCGGGUGGGGAAUCUCAUGCUGGGCAAAUUUUCUGUUGUGUUGGAGCUCUUGCUAUAACGGGUUCACUGGAUCUUGUUGACAAGGACCUGCUUGGUUGGUGGUUAUGUGAGCGACAAGUCAAAUCUGGAGGUUUAAACGGCCGUCCUGAGAAACUACCUGAUGUUUGCUACUCAUGGUGGGUUCUUUCUAGCUUGAUCAUGAUUGAUCGGGUUCAUUGGAUUAACAAGGAGAAGCUGAUAAAGUUUAUCUUAAACUGCCAGGACACGGAAAAUGGAGGAAUUUCAGACAGACCCGAUGAUGCUGUGGAUAUCUUCCAUACAUAUUUUGGGGUGGCUGGACUUUCACUACUUGAAUAUGCAGGAGUGAAACCAAUAGAUCCAGCUUAUGCUUUACCAGUUGACGUUGUAAACCGAAUUUUCUUUACUAAAUGAGGGCUUUAAUUUCAACACUUUGUCUGGUAAAGACAAAACUCUGUCACACCUAAGAGCUAGAUCGGUUUCCUUUUUGCAAACCGGGUGGUUGCAGGAAUCUUUUGGAGAUAGUACCGUCUGUAUAAGGGAUCAAGACACUAAAUUUCUUCAUUAUGGGGCUUUAGUUAAUCCUUUGAAAUUUCAUCACUUUGUGCAUUAAAAAUACUUGAUGUGUAGAUUUUCUCUUCCCAGCUUCAUUUUUCAGCUACUUCUUUACCUAA
Molecule: messenger RNA, 1362 nt
Organism: Neltuma alba
Lineage: Eukaryota; Viridiplantae; Streptophyta; Magnoliopsida; Fabales; Fabaceae
Product: geranylgeranyl transferase type-2 subunit beta 1
Exons: 10
Coding region: 158-1102 (314 amino acids)
Biological process (GO): protein geranylgeranylation
Cellular component (GO): Rab-protein geranylgeranyltransferase complex
Molecular function (GO): Rab geranylgeranyltransferase activity
Source: RefSeq, a predicted model, not a curated record